UAAAGCAUUAUUAGUUGAUUUGCAUUGCAGGUCUCACUUUUAAACAUUGUGGUGGAGUUGAAGAAAUGCUGCAAUCAUCCUUUCCUAUUUGAAAGUGCUGACCAUGGUUACGGUGGGGACACAAGUAUCAACGACAGCAGUAAGCUGGAGAGGAUCAUCUUAAGUAGCGGGAAGCUAGCUAUACUUGACAAGUUACUUGUUAGGUUGCAUGAAACUAAACAUCGGGUCUUAAUAUUUUCUCAGAUGGUAAGAAUGUUGGAUAUAUUAGCAGAGUAUAUGUCGCUUAGAGGAUUCCAGUUUCAGAGGCUUGAUGGUAGUACAAAGGCUGAGCUGCGCCAGCAAGCAAUGGAUCAUUUCAAUGCACCCGGUAGUGAUGAUUUUUGCUUCCUUCUUUCCACACGAGCUGGUGGACUCGGGAUCAACCUUGCAACAGCUGAUACAGUUAUAAUAUUCGAUUCUGACUGGAAUCCGCAAAAUGAUUUGCAGGCAAUGAGUAGAGCUCACCGAAUUGGGCAACAAGAGGUUGUUAACAUCUACAGAUUCGUGAUGAGUAAGAGUGUUGAGGAGGAUAUCCUGGAGCGUGCUAAGAGAAAGAUGGUUCUGGACCAUUUGGUGAUCCAAAAAUUAAAUGCAGAGGGUAGGCUAGAGAAGAAAGAAGCAAAGAAGGGGAGUUAUUUUGACAAAAAUGAACUAUCGGCAAUCUUAAGAUUUGGAGCAGAAGAACUUUUUAAAGAGGAUAGAAAUGAUGAAGAGAGCAAAAAACGAUUAUUAAGUAUGGAUAUUGAUGAAAUCCUUGAAAGAGCGGAGAAGGUUGAAGAGAAGGUGGCUGGAGGAGAAGAGGGGAAUGAAUUGUUGAGUGCUUUUAAGGUUGCCAACUUCUGUAGUGCUGAAGAUGAUGGUAGUUUUUGGAGUCGUUGGAUAAAGCCAGAAGCUGUGGCCCAAGCUGAAGAAGCUCUUGCUCCUCGUGCUGCAAGGAAUACCAAGAGCUAUGCAGAACCAAUCCAACCUGAGAGGGGCAGUAAAAGGAAAAAGAAAGGAUCCAAUCCUCAGGAACCUCCAGAGAGGGUUCAGAAACGUCGUAAGACUGAAUAUUCUGCCCCUUCUGUACCAAUGAUCGAGGGAGCUGCUGCCCAAGUGAGAGGAUGGUCUUAUGGGAAUCUGUCCAAGAGAGAUGCACAACGGUUUUACCGCGCAGUAUGCUUUUGCAGCUUUCAAUUUUUUCUAUUAACCAUUGGCUUUAGUACUUAAUUUUUUCCCCUUUUC
Messenger RNA from Carica papaya (papaya), 1263 nucleotides. NCBI's taxonomy places the organism in Eukaryota, Viridiplantae, Streptophyta, Magnoliopsida, Brassicales, Caricaceae. The record is from RefSeq and is a predicted model, not a curated record.